AUGGCAGAUCUAAAAGAUACGGUCGUGAUCCGGCCCGGAUCCGUGUCGGGAUCUGAGAAGAAGCAUGGAGAAGAGGAUGCUGCUGCGGCGAAGAAGCGCAUCCUUCAACAGCAAGAACUCCAGCAUACUGAACCGCCGACUCUUCCCAUAUUAACUCUCUUUCGUCGAAAGCAGCAAUACAACUUGAACGAGAUCGCGACCCAGCCGUCCGUUUUUGAUGAUCCGGAAAAAGCCAAGUACUUCCAGCCUACCGAGAAGUAUGAGAACUUACACCGGUUCGAUCCGACAGCAAGAUGGACCUGGGCUGAAGAGUUACCACUUAUUAAUAAGCUCGAUUGGAAGAUCACGGUGUGGGCGUGCAUCGCAUUUUUCGCUUUGGACUUGGAUCGUGGGAACCUAACUCAGGCGAACACAGACAAUUUCCUCGACGACUUGAGAUUAACUACAAACGAUUAUAAUCUGGGAAAUAUUGUUUUCAAAUUGGCUUUCUUAUGCGCUGAGCUCCCUUCACAGUUGGUCAGUAAGAAAGUUGGUCCUGAUCGAUGGAUACCUACUAUCAUGUGUCUUUGGAGCUUUGUGGCGGCCUCGCAGUUUUGGCUGAAUAGCAGAGCGACGUUUCUCACUACUCGUGUUCUGCUUGGCAUGUUGCAAGGCGGCUUCAUUCCGGAUAUCGUCCUGUACCUCUCUUAUUUCUUCAAGGGAACCGAAUUGCCUUUCCGUUUGGCCCUUUUCUGGGCAACGCUCAAUCUGGUCGACAUCAUUGCGCCAAUCCUCGCCUUUGGUAUCCUACAUCUCCGAGGCGAUCAUGGCCGAGAGGGAUGGAGAUGGCUUUUCUUGAUUGAAGGAGUUUUCACCUUAAGUGUUGGGAUUUGGUCUUGGUUCAUGAUGGCACCGUCGCCUACUCAAACCAAAUCGUGGUAUCGACCGAAGGGGUGGUUUACCGAACGCGAAGAGGUCAUUAUGGUCAAUCGGAUAUUGAGAGACGAUCCCUCGAAAGGCGAUAUGCAUAACCGUCAGGCUGUCGACCUCAAGCGAUUGUGGAAGUCGUUAUGCGACGUCGACCUGUGGCCCAUCUACAUUUCCGGACUCGUCUUUGGCUUGCCGAUAGGACCGCCCUCUCAGUACUUGACAUUAACGCUCAGGAAUCUUGGAUUUGAUACGUUCAAUUCCAACCUCUUAACGAUUCCAUCUCAAGUCCUAGCUGUCAUCACUUUACUCAUUCUAACGUUCCUAUCCGAGGCGUGGAACGAAAGAUCCCUGAUGGGCUUGUUUUCGCAAGUUUGGAUGUUACCUAACCUCAUCGCCUUGGCUGUACUACCGAGUGAUAUUUCACCAUGGGCAAAAUAUGCCGUAUUGACCGUUUUGCUUGGAUAUCCAUAUCCCCAUGCGAUACAAGUUGGUUGGUGUAGCCGAAAUUCGAACACUGUUAGAACGCGAACCGUUUCGGCCGCGGCAUAUAAUAUGUUCGUCCAAUUGUCUGGCAUCAUAUACUCGAACAUUUAUCGCGACGACGAUAAACCUGAAUAUCGCCGUGGAAAUAGACAACUUGUUGCAAUUUGUGCGGGCAAUAUAGUGAUAUAUGCACUUAUUAAACUAUACUACAUAUGGCGUAACAAGAGUAGAGAUAAGGAAUGGAACGCGAUGACAAGAGAGCAACAAGUACAUUAUCUAGAGACGACCACGGACCAAGGAAGUAGAAGGAAGGACUUUAGGUUUGCUCAUUAA
Molecule: messenger RNA, 1725 nt
Organism: Hypoxylon trugodes
Lineage: Eukaryota; Fungi; Ascomycota; Sordariomycetes; Xylariales; Hypoxylaceae
Product: MFS general substrate transporter
Exons: 9
Coding region: 1-1725 (574 amino acids)
Biological process (GO): transmembrane transport
Cellular component (GO): membrane
Molecular function (GO): transmembrane transporter activity
Source: RefSeq, a predicted model, not a curated record